UCACACAACUGACCUCUUCACCAAUGCUGACAUAGCUCUGUGGCACUGAGCGUAGGAUCAGUGUAAUGUGCUCAGGGGACUGUUUCUGAUAAACGAAAAAUAUAGUGUAGUUAUUCUCUCUGCCCUCGGAUAAGCAGGACAUCACCAGCAUGAGUACAAUGUUUGCAGACACAAUUCUGAUCGUGUUCAUCUCUGUUUGUACGGCACUGUUAGCCGAAGGAAUUACUUGGGUUUUAGUGUAUCGCACUGAAAAGUACAAGAGGCUAAAGGCUGAAGUGGAAAAGCAAAGCAAAAAACUUGAGAAGAAAAAGGAAACCAUCACAGAGUCUGCAGGACGUCAACAGAAGAAGAAGAUCGAAAGACAAGAAGAGAAACUGAAAAAUAACAACAGAGACCUUUCUAUGGUGCGCAUGAAGUCCAUGUUUGCCAUUGGCUUCUGCUUUACAGCUUUGAUGGGCAUGUUCAACUCCAUCUUUGAUGGAAGAGUAGUGGCCAAGUUGCCAUUCGUGCCGCUGUCUUACAUCCAGGGACUGUCCCAUCGCAACCUACUGGGCGAGGAUUACACUGACUGCUCCUUUAUCUUCCUUUACAUCCUCUGCACCAUGUCCAUCAGACAGAACAUCCAGAAGAUGCUUGGUCUCGCGCCUUCCAGAGCUGCAACCAAACAGGCUGGAGGCUUCCUGGGGCCUCCUCCUCAGGCAGCUAAGUUUUCCUAAUCAUCAGACAGGUUCAGUGCACUGCGACUGUGAGGAGUCACGCCUCCCUCAUCUGAGCACAGACAGAACUGUUUGUGCUGGAGCAAACGUAUUAUCUGUUGCAGCUACUGUAUCACUACCUUCUGUUUGAUGUGUCAUUCAUUUGUUGUUUAUUUAACAUUCAGAUUGUCUCACUUAGAAAUUAGAGGGAGAAAAGUUGUUCUUAAUUACAUUGAUUACCAAAGGAUGUCUACAUUGUACUCAGCACAUGCUGUGCAUCGAUUUGGGAUUUUAAUUAAUUGGCACAAUAACAUCUGAUCCAUUUAGUAUUAUUGUAUGUAAUUGUUAAUAAAAUUUUAUGAUUACA
This is a messenger RNA of Seriola aureovittata, 1062 nucleotides long. It is a transcript of the gene tmco1, whose product is annotated as transmembrane and coiled-coil domains 1. Gene Ontology annotation, molecular function: calcium channel activity. Gene Ontology annotation, cellular component: endoplasmic reticulum; cytoplasm; endoplasmic reticulum membrane. Gene Ontology annotation, biological process: endoplasmic reticulum calcium ion homeostasis. The transcript has 7 exons. Bases 150 to 716 code for a protein of 188 amino acids. The record is from RefSeq and is a predicted model, not a curated record. Lineage: Eukaryota; Metazoa; Chordata; Actinopteri; Carangiformes; Carangidae.